AUGAGGAAGUGGCUCUGUCAGGCAGUGUGAGUGAGUGAGCGACAGUCGCUCCAUCUCUCACUCUCACUCUCUCCUCCGUUCAUUCGGGCCUGUUAGCUGAAGCGGAUGAAGGCGAGAUGAGUGGCAGAGUCGGAGACCUCAGCCCCAAACAGGCCGAGGCUUUAGCGCAGUUUCGUGAGAAGAUACAAGAUGUUCUGCCACAGUGUCCUUCUCAGAGUGACCACUUCUUACUGCGCUGGCUUAGAGCCAGAAAUUUCAAUGUGCAGAAAGCUGAAGCAAUGCUACGAAAGCAUUUGGAGUUCCGGAAACACAUGAAGGCUGACACUAUCAUUACUGACUGGAAGCCUCCUGAGGUUUUAGAGAAGUACUUUUCUGGAGGCAUGUGUGGCUAUGACCGAGAGGGCAGCCCUGUGUGGUAUGAUGUCAUCGGACCGGUGGAUCCCAAAGGUCUGCUGCUGUCUGCCUCUAAGCAGGACUUCAUCAAGUGUAAAGUUCGAGACUGCGAGAUGCUGCAGAAAGAGUGUGACUUACAGAGCGUCCGGUUGGGAAAAAAUGUGGAGUCCAUAACAAUGAUCUAUGACUGUGAGGAUUUGGGCCUGAAGCAUUUAUGGAAGCCUGCUAUAGAACUGUAUGGAGAGGUCCUGACCAUGUUUGAGGACAACUAUCCUGAAGGACUAAAGAGGUUAUUUGUAAUAAAAGCACCCAAACUGUUUCCUGUGGCCUACAAUCUGGUGAAGCAUUUUCUGAGCGAAGAGACUAGACGCAAGGUCAUGGUUCUGGGAUCGAAUUGGCAGGAAGUGUUACGGAAACAUAUCGACCCUGAGGAGCUCCCAGCCAUAUAUGGGGGAAAACUGACCGACCCCAACGGAGACCCCCGCUGCAGAACCAGGAUUCAGCAAGGAGGGCAGGUGCCCCAGUCUUACUAUGCGCGGGAGUUUAUCAAGGUGCAGUAUGACCAGAGCGUGUCCAUCAGCCGCGGCUCCUCCCACCAGCUGGAGUAUGAGAUCCUGGCACCGGGCUGCGUGCUCAGGUGGCAGUUCUGCUCUGAGGGAGCAGAUAUUGGCUUUGGAGUCUUCUUGAAGAAGAAGCUGGGGGAGUGGAUGAAGGCAGGUCAGAUGCAGGAGGUCGUGCCCAGCCAGCGCUACAAUGCACACCUGGUACCUGAGGAUGGAUCCCUCACCUGCACAGAACCAGGAGUGUAUGUCCUGCGAUUUGACAACACAUAUAGCAUCUUUCAGUCCAAAAAAGUCAGCUUCACUGUGGAGGUCCUCUUGCCCAGUAAUGACAGCCAAUCAGAGCCUGGGAUGAGCAAAGCGUCAGAACAGAAAGCCCCCAGCAGCCAAUAAGAUGCGGCUGUGGAACUGUUGGUUUAGAGAAUGAGACUAUUACUGCAAAGCAAACCAGCACUUGAUGUAGCGUGUCUUGCACAUGACAUUACAUGAAAAGGGUUUUGGAGCUGUAAUUACUACAAAGUGGAUAAAGUAACGAAAACGUUGCUUUUGGGCAGAGAAUACGCCUGUGUUGACGUCAUUUCUUCUAAAUCCUGUCUAAAUGAAAAUUUGCACAAGCUUAAAAAGUAAUGACAGCAUAAUUGUCCUACUAAUACAUUCCAGAGUCCAGAUCAUCAACUUUUUUUGUGCAUGUGAACAUGAAAUAUAUUUAGAACUACUCCUGACCAUGAUUAUACAGAAAUAGAAAAGUAUAAUCGCAAGUAAACCCAUUAUGAAAUGCACAAACUCCCAGUAAGUAUCUGCUGUUUCUGUUCCUGAUUGGUGACUAUUGUACCAAAACCAUGAAGGGUAAGAUAAAAAAUGAAAGUGUAUUCCUGUGUCUAACUUCCACUCAUCCCUUGUGAUUUUUUCCCACUACUGUGGUGCACCAGAUGGUUAACGUAUGGGGAAAUGAAAUAAUUCAUCAUUAUAUUCUUCUGUUGUUCCAUUAAUACAAUGGGCCAGAGCUCCUAGCUGAAGUUUUAGAGUUGUAUUCAACAUGGACAUAGUGCCAUUUACUAAAAACCACUACAUUCCACCAAGUCUUUAAUAUACACUAUGUACUCCAUAGGAACAAUCUAAAGAAGUGUCAGGUUUUAUCCCCAUACAUAAUACUACCUGGAAAAGAACGUUUAGAAAUAGAGGUGCGGGUGGAGAUUAGGAUUCCCGAAGCUCAUUCCAGUUUCCUUAAUCAGAAAGAAAAAUCAAGGUUUAAAUACCAGAAGAGGAGAUCACAGGUUGACUCAGCAUGACAGUAUAACUGUUGACAACAGGAGUACUUGUUUACCCACGUACUGGGACACAAAGUGGUCCAAGGAGAUUCUUUAUUUUAUUUUAUUUUGUUUUAUUUUUUAGUUAGUCAUUUUUUAUAUUUGCCCUUUCCUCUUGCCCAGUUUUUCCACGUUAAAUGAACAGGAACAAAGUAACAUUUGCAUUUUUUUAACCCAUCCCUACAGAUGGGUGCAUCAUGGUGAGCGUCAGGCCAUCCAAAGCUGCCAAAAUUACUAGAGGACUGCAGUGUGAAUGAACUCUAGCAAAAUAUUGCCUUUUAUUUAUUUUAUGGUUCGAAACGCACAGUUAAUAAUUUUCUAUGUACUUACUGUUUUAAUCAGACCUUUUUAAAGUUUAAUUUAUAACUACUUAAGGCUGUUUUUUCCUUCAGGAUAGUUAACAAAGAAUGUAUUUUAAUGUGCUGAGUAUUGCCGUUCUGAUGGCUGAUGUGAAUAUUUGCCGAUGUCAUGUUUUGUUUGUCCUCAGGUGUCAUUACAUACGGUUGGACUGACAAUGCAAACACUUACUUUCUAAUUGCAGUUGUUAUUAAUAAUAUUUCAGUAAAUGCUCGAGUAGAUCAGUGCCUAUCAUCUGCAGACCUGCAGUCUGUUCAAUGUGUAUCUUUCAUUGUGUUCUGGUAGUUCAUAAAUUGCCUUAAAUUAUUUUGGAUUUAUUAACAAAUUAAAUGCUGAUAUUUAAAUCACAG
Messenger RNA from Colossoma macropomum (tambaqui), 2967 nucleotides. RefSeq names its product SEC14-like protein 2. Gene Ontology annotation, cellular component: cytoplasm. Lineage: Eukaryota; Metazoa; Chordata; Actinopteri; Characiformes; Serrasalmidae. Bases 117 to 1346 code for a protein of 409 amino acids. The record is from RefSeq and is a predicted model, not a curated record. The transcript is spliced from 12 exons.